Molecule: messenger RNA, 1007 nt
Organism: Mixia osmundae IAM 14324
Lineage: Eukaryota; Fungi; Basidiomycota; Mixiomycetes; Mixiales; Mixiaceae
Exons: 4
Coding region: 47-946 (299 amino acids)
Biological process (GO): RITS complex assembly; regulation of transcription by RNA polymerase II; regulatory ncRNA-mediated heterochromatin formation
Cellular component (GO): SAGA complex
Source: RefSeq, a predicted model, not a curated record
GUUCAAAGUCGAGAGGCGAGCUGCUCAAGGCUUGCUCACUGCGAGCAUGUCGAGUGCGGACUCGCGCUCGGCCAGUGACUCGCCGACGACAGCACCACAGUCCUUGAUCGGAUCAAGGCAAAGCUCUCCUCUCGUACCGACGCAAUCAUCCAAUGAGCCAAGCAAGACGAGCAUCGUCCUGUGCUCUGCUUGUCAGCAGCCCGUGCUCGCCAUCAGCCUGAGAGAUCACCAAGCCAAUUGCGAUAAGGUCAAGGCGUUGCAAGCUCCUGGUCAGAGUCAAGACGCGAGUCUCAAGCGAAGGCUGAGCGAUGUCUCUACUGCAUCGACACAGUCCAAGAAAGCGCGGAAGAGUAGCGUGGGUGCUGAAUCGAUCAAGUCCAAAGCAGCACGGACCAGCCCGAGCAGUACUUCCCUCGCACCCAAGAGCAAAGUCUUUGAUAUCAACCGCCAUUGCGGCGUGAUCAAUGACAAGAAUACACCGUGCUGUCGCUCGUUGACCUGCAAGACCCACUCGAUGGGCGCCAAGCGAGCAGUACGAGGAAGAAGAGACACAUUCGACGCUUUGCUGCUCGAAUGGCAACGAGCAACGAAUCCUAACUUUGUCGAGAGACGCGCUGUGCAGCCUCGAGACCCAAACGACAAGACGGUAGGCAAGAAGAAGCGCAAAGAUGGCGAUCCGAUGCGGUAUCGCAAGAAACAAGCCAUGACCAUUGUGGGCGAGCUGUCGGGGUCAGAUCAUUCGGACGGGGCUCAGCAAGCUUUCGACUCGGAAGAAGAGGUCGAGCUGGUCUUUGAGGGCAUCCAGCGAUCACGAGCAAGACCACUUGCCGUACCAGAUUCGUCCGCUUGGGCAUCACAUGAUCGCAAAGUCCAGCGAUUCAGGAAUCUGAUCAGUGUAUCUUUUCUCAACCACGCAAAGCAGGCUGCGCAGGCGCAAGCUACAUGACAUUAUGUUGAUUGUACGACAACACUGCAUACGGAAUCUACUCGAUUCUCAUUGUCACUGA